Rhodamnia argentea is the source of this 780-nucleotide messenger RNA. RefSeq names its product protein translation factor SUI1 homolog 1-like. The transcript has 5 exons. Bases 200 to 541 code for a protein of 113 amino acids. Lineage: Eukaryota; Viridiplantae; Streptophyta; Magnoliopsida; Myrtales; Myrtaceae. The record is from RefSeq and is a predicted model, not a curated record. Gene Ontology annotation, biological process: translational initiation. Gene Ontology annotation, molecular function: translation initiation factor activity; RNA binding.
GGUUUUGUUGUCUGCUGUUUGCGUGGAGAGGUUCUUUGCGAUCCGAUUCUUGUGGUCCGUGUUUCCGAUCGUCCUGUUCAUCGAAUUCUUCGUCUCUUUUUGGGUCCUUUUGGGUCAUCGGUGGUAAUUCUUGAUUUGGGUUUCUGGUUCAAAUAUUGCCUAAAAGAAGAACAAAGUCCUUUGUGGUUACUCUAUUUUCAUGUCUGAGCUCGACGCCCAGGUUCCAACCACUUUUGAUCCUUUUGCUGAUGCGAAAGCUGAGGAUUCGGGUGCUGGGUCAAAAGAAUACGUCCACAUUCGUGUCCAGCAGCGCAAUGGUAGGAAAAGCUUGACCACUGUGCAAGGUCUGAAGAAGGAGUUCAGCUAUAACAAGAUACUCAAGGACCUGAAGAAAGAAUUUUGCUGCAAUGGAACUGUAGUCCAGGACCCGGAGUUAGGCCAGGUCAUUCAACUGCAAGGUGACCAGCGGAAAAAUGUUUCGACCUUCCUUGUGCAGGCUGGGAUAGUGAAGAAGGAACAGAUCAAGAUUCACGGUUUCUGAAGUCAGGAAGUCGGGAUCGCUAAAUGUAGUUUGUUUAUGUGCCCACUAGGCGCGAGUGCGCAUACAUGUUCUCAAUCGCCUGACUGUUACUAUCAACUCUAUCUUUAUAUGUAGGUAAGAGAUUUUAGACACGACAUAGUAUAUGUACGUCGCUAUUGCCCGUUCUGCUGCUGCUUCUGAAAUUGCGAUGGUUUAUUGCAUCUUAUGUUUGUGAUUUCCUCGAGUCCUUUCGAUUCUUU